Messenger RNA from Rhodotorula graminis WP1, 6740 nucleotides. RefSeq lists its product as uncharacterized. Gene Ontology annotation, biological process: regulation of DNA-templated transcription; DNA-templated transcription. The transcript has 17 exons. The coding region runs from base 1 to 6687 and encodes 2228 amino acids. Lineage: Eukaryota; Fungi; Basidiomycota; Microbotryomycetes; Sporidiobolales; Sporidiobolaceae. The record is from RefSeq and is a predicted model, not a curated record. Gene Ontology annotation, molecular function: DNA-binding transcription factor activity, RNA polymerase II-specific; DNA binding; zinc ion binding.
AUGGCCGGCCAACACUCGCAUUCGUACUCGUCGCACCCUUAUCCGCCUUCGUCGGCGAGCGGCGGCUCUCAAGGCGCCUACGUCGACGCGUACCCGUCGUACGACUACUCGUCGACCUCGACGCCGUCCCUCCCCGAGUACCAGCAGCAGGCGUCGCCCCAGAUCCGGUUCGCCCCGCCGUCGUCGUCGUACCACGCCUCGUCGCGCUCGCGGUACUCGUCGCACCCGAGCUCUCGGCACAGCGUCUCGUCGUCCGAGGCCGAGGAGCAGAGCUCGAGCCAUGCUCGGGCGCCCGUCCACUCGCUGUACGUCGCCUCGGGCCAAGGUCAAGGCGCCGGCACCCUGUCGCCCUCGCCGCUGUACGACCAGUCGCCCGACCAGCAGCACCACUACUCGCAGCAGCAGCAGCAGCAGCAGCAGCAGCACGGCGACUACGGCUCGCCCUACUCGGCGCCCGUCACUCGCGCCUCGUCGCGCACCGACCGCCCGCCCCAGUCCAUGUUCGCCCGCGCUCCUCCCUCGCACCACAUGACCGACGACGUCACCUACGUCUCGACCCGCUCGCACCACCUGCCCGCCGGCGUCGUCGGCGCGUCGGACGGCUGGGCCGAGGGCGCGCCGCUCGACCUUCCUCAACCGCCCAAGGUCACGGCGUCGUCGUCGUCGUCGUCGUCAGCGGCGGCGAGGAAAAAGGCGUCGUCGUCGCAGGCGCCGCGCAAGCGUGUACCGGCAUCGUGCACGCCGUGCAGGAAGAAGAAGCUGCGCUGCAACCGGUCGAUGCCGUGCUCGUCGUGCGUCGAGCGAGGCGACCCCGAGGGCUGCAUUUGGGACGGUGACGCCGUGCCGCUCUUUGUCGCUCGAGAAGAGACGGACGUCAAGGAGCUCAAGGCUCAGGUCGAUCGCCUGCAGCACCUACUCGACGCCAUGAGCGAGUCGACGCCGCCCGUAUCGGCGACCACGUCCCCCACUACCCGCCCCAUCGAUGCGGCGAGUCGACCUGUCCAGCAGCAGUACGCCAUCGUCCAGCAGGCCGAGGUGCCCGGCCUCGAGCUCGCGACGUUCGACUUGCGAGGGCAGGACUUGUGCGGCGCCCUCGUCGAGCUCGCGCUCAAGGGCGUCCUGUCGACGCAGCAGUCGGGCGCCGAGUCGUUCGCGCCCAACGGCGUCGGCGGCGAGGCGUUCCUCGACGAGGCCGAGCGCUUCGUCCAGUCGUCGAUCCAGCACGACGCCUCGUCGGCCGGCUCGAGCUUCGUCGUCCUCACGCCCUCGUCUAUCGCACCCUCUCCUCCCUCCUCUGCGCCUCACACGUCUUCUUCGAGCCCGUCGGCGUUCGCCCUCAACACGUGCCUCCUCGGCACGCGUCCGACGGUGCGCCAGGUCCUCGCGCUCGUCCCCUCAGACGACGAGCUGCGCUCGGCGUACCAGGUCUACGCCUCGUCUGUGCACUGGCACUCGGCGCCGAUCCGCCUCGCCGACCUCGAACAGCGUUGGUCAUUGUUCCGGCGGGCGAUGUCGCAGCCCGACGAGGCGCAGCGCGAGCGCGAGGUCGACCCGCUUUUCGUCGCCGUUCUCCUCAGCGCCUGUGCGUCCGGCCUCGCGAGCAUGACGACCAAGCAGGCGCAAGCUCGAGGGUUCCCCGACAACCGUUCGUCCAUCGUCGAGCGCUGGGUCCACACGGCCAUGCUCUCGCUCGUCGCCGGCAAGUUCAUGGAGCAGCCGAGCCUCGACGGCAUCCGGGCCGCCGUCAUCAUCGCCUCGCUCUACAUCUUCAUGUCGACCGGCGACACGGUCUCGGCGGGCAUGUCGCUCCUGUCGCUCGCGGUCAACGCCGUGCUCUCGCUCGACCUGCACCUCGACCCGUCUCGACCGAGCAAGGCCCAGCCGUCGUUCGCCGACUGCGAGGAGCGUCGUCGACUCUUCUGGUCCGUCUUCUCGCUCUCGAUGUCGGUCUCGUCGGGCACGUCGCGCACCUGGUCUGGGUUCGACCUGCGCCAGAUCGACUGCAAGUUUCCUCUCGACUGCUACGACGCCGAGCUCAACAUGGACGAGCGUGCCGCCAAGGCCCGGGUCCGCAGCAGGAGAGCGGCUGACGGCUUCGAGGAAACGCCCAUGACGGUCACGGUCCUUCGCGCGCAGCAGAGCCUCCUCGCCAAAAAGAUCACCGACAAAGCGUUCAGCGUCACGCCCUGCAGCUACGACGACGUCCUGUCGCUGGACAUGGACCUCAUCGCGUUCGAGAAGAGCCUGCCGCCGGCGUACGAGCUCCCCGUGGACGGCGCCAACCGGGUCCAGUUCGCCUCGCCGCCAACGCCGACCGAGAUGCGCGCAACCGUCAUCCAGCUCUACCUUGCGGCCGAGUUCGUGCGCCUGCACCGUCCUUUCCUUGUUCUCGCGGCGGCAGACGACCGCUACCAGCACUCGCGGGAGCAGUGCGUCAAGUACGGCAAGCGCUUGCUCGCGAUCAACAGCGCACCGGGCUGUCACCUCGACUGGGCAGGGCACAACUUCAAGGUCAUCUCGGCGGCCGUCGCUCUCGCUGUCGAGCUCCUGCAGUCGCCGGCCGAGCCGGACGCGCCCAUCAUCCGCAGCGGGAUCGACCUCGUCCUCAAGCGAGUCGAGGGCUUCGCCGGCGUCUCGACUAUCUGCCGCAAAGGCUCGGCCGUCAUCCGCUUCGUCCUCUCCAAGGUCGACGACGAGGUCGCCAACUCGUCUGCCCCUCGCCGGGCCAAGCGAGCGCGCACGCUCCGCUACAGCCCCGAGUCGGACUGGUCCCGUCGUCCGAGCCUCGCUCGUGCUCUCGGCGGCGCCCCGACGGCGGUAUCGUCGCGCGCGACCAGCCCCGAGGAGAACGGCCGACGACGCAAGGCGACGCGCCCGCAGCUCGUCCACAUGGCGUCCGACACGGUCGUGCCUCGCGUGACGGCGACGCACACGGCGACGAAGCCGCACGCGCCGUUCCUGCGCCUGUCGCGCAGCCGCUCGGCCGACCAGGCCUUCCCAACGCUCAACACGCUCGACGCGCUCGCCACCAAGGGCCCGCACAGCGCCGAGGCGACCUACGCGCCGUUAUACGCCGUCGCCCCUCCAGCUCGGCAGAUCGCCGGCCUCGGGAGUGCCCACUCGCGCCGGGCUCGCGAGAUGUCGUCCGCCGCCUCGGGCGCCGACGCCACGCUCGCCGCCCUCGCCACCUUCUCGCCGCCCGACAGCACCCUGCACCUUCACCUCCCGAACUCGCCCUAUCGCGACAUGCAGAACGGGCCGGCGACGGCGUCCACCACGGGCGGGUUCGACUUUGGCGAGCUCAAUCUCGGCGGCGGCGCGCCGUCCGGCUCGAGUGACUCGGUCCUCGACGAGGCCGACAUGCAGGACGUCUUCAGCCUGUCGUCGGUCCCGUUCCAGGGCAGCCCACACGCGGGCCACCUGGGCUUGUCGGACGAACCGGACCGUGCGGUGGCGGCGAGAGGGGCGACGACGGGCGGGUCCAAGUUCAACGUUCCGCUCAGCGAGGAGGACUUUGCCUACCUGCACCAAGCCGUGCCCGUCGAGCCUCUCGGCCCCGCCUCGAUGAGGCGCAUCUUUGGCGCAUCGAGCAUCACCGGGUCGUCGACAUCCAACUCGCUCGCGUCCGACUCGCUCCCCUCCCCAUCCUCAUCUUCCCACCCCGACUAUCCCUCGGCGCACGCACCCGACGGCCUGCACGCCGCCGACCCGCAAGCCAAGAGCUGGUUCGGCCUUGCCCGGAGCACCUCGCACGGCUCGGUCGCGAGCCGCAACGCCGCCUCGUCCCCGGCCACCGGCGCACAACCCGCCCACCAGCCUGCGAGCUCCUCACGGCUCGCCGAGUCGUUCAACCCCGACGACGAGUUCGACUUUGGCCAGCUCCCGUUCGGCUCGGCGCGCUCGCCGCCCCCACCGCCCUCGCCGCCGACUCUCGGGCGCCAACGAGACUCGGCCCGCUCGUCGGUCGGCGGCGUCGGCGGCGCGCGCAGUCGGCCCUUCUCGCCCGAGACGACCUCGUCCGAGCCCGUGUCGCAAGACGCUCUCAUGAUCGAGCUGUUGAGCGGCGCGGCGGUCGUCGAAGCGCGAGAUUUCGAGGUCAUGGGCUGGGAGGAGACGCAGGAGGUCAAGAAGGAGCACACCGUCCUCUCGACCCGCAUCGCCGGCCUGACGCGGUCCGUCGCACUCGAGACCCGCCUGCGCGACUCGGCCGCCAAGCUCGUCCGCCUGUCCGGCCCGUCUAGCGACCCGUCGACGCCCACCAACCCGACCUCUCCCGCUCGUCCUCGCGUCACCCGAGAGCAGGCCGAGGCGCAGCUCGCGACGGCGCAGGCCAAGCUCGACACGCUCCAGGCCGACCUGUACAACACGAGCUCGCGCGAGGCCGAGCUGCGCAUCAAGCUCCUCCGCCACACGGCCGCCGUCCUCGCCAACUCUUUGCGCCAGAAGGAGCAAGAGCAGGACAGCCGGUCCGCCAUUGCCGCUGGCCCUUACCCGUUCGCGCCCACCCUCGCACCCUCCUCGGCCGCGUCACAGCCGCACGCCACCCCUUCCCCUCCCGGCUCGGCGCGGUUCGACGGCGCGCACUUCUUUGCCGGCAACCGCGAGGCCAUCGUCCCCCGCGUCCGCACCAUCUCGGCCAACGGCGUCGGCGGCUCGCCGUACCAGAGCCCGCAGCUCGGCGCGAGCGGCUCGUUCGGCGCCAACGCCGUCCAGCUGCAGCACGACCUCGUCGAGCGCGACACGCGCAUCAAGGAGCUCGAGGAGCAGGCGGGCUCGCUCGAGCGUCAGCUCGACGAGGUCAAGCGGCAGUCGGAGGCGGACCUGCGGUCGGCGCGCGAGGCGCUCGACCGCCGGGACGACGAGGUCAAGGAGGAGCACGAGCGGCUGCGGCGCGAGCUCUCGAGCGCGCAGGCGGACGCCGAGGGUCUGCGGGAGGAGCUGCACGCCGCGCGGGACGACGUCGAGCAGGUGCGGGGCGAGCACGACGGGGCGCGGCGAGAGGUCGAGGAGGCGCGGCGCGAGGUGGAGGGCGCCCGGCGCGAGGCCGACGAGCAUCGGUCGCAGCUCGCUGUCGCGCGCAGCAGCCCGUCGAUCGACGGCGCGGCGCAGCGCGACCUCGAGGCGGCGCGGCAGGAGGCGCAGGACGCGGCGCGGCGGCUGCGCGACCAGGGCAUGGAGCUCACCGAGGCUGAGCACAAGCUCGCAGACGCCGAGGAGCGCGUGUCGGAGCUCGAGGAGGAGCUGCAGCGCACCGAGGAGGAGAUGAAGGACGAGCGGCGAGCGUGGGAGGACAAGGUCCGCGAGGCCGAGUCGGCCAGCGCGGCGGCGAGCUCUGCGCGCGCCGACCGCUCAGCCGGGCCCGAGGACGACGAGCGCGCCGAGGAGGCCCGCCGCCGCGUCGAGCAGCUCGAGGGCGAGCGGCGGUCGGUCGUCGAGGCGAUCGGCGACGUCCUGCGCCGGCACCGCACGCGUCCGGCCCUCGGCUCGGCCUUGCGAGAGGCGCCCUCGCUCGACGACGCGACCGUGGACCGCGACGACCUGCCCGCCUACCUCGCCUCGACGCUCGACGCCCACCUCGACAAGGCGGGCGCCCACGUCGACGGCCUCGCCGCCGACUUGUCCUCGCUCCACGCCGAGCGCGACUCGCACGCCGGCCUCGAGGACGAGCUCGCCCAGGCGCACGAGCGCAUCCAGAUGCUCGAGGGCGACGUCGAGUCGCUGUCGGCCGAGCGCGACUCGCUCGAGACCGAGCUGGAACUGCUCCGGUCCCAGGCGCAGGACCACGAGGCGCGCCUGUCGGCGGUCCCGCAGCUCGAAGCCGACCACGCCGCCGCCCACACGUCGGCCAUGCACGCGCAGCAGGAGCUCGCCGGGGCGCAGGCGCGCCUCGCCGACCUCGACGGGCGACUCGCCGAGCAGGACAAGCAGCUGCAGGACCUGUGGCGCUCGAUCCCGGCGCUCGAGGGCCGUGCACGCGCCAACAGCGAGUCGAGCGACCUCUCGGUCCUGCGCAACGCGUUCGACCCGUCGUCGUUGGCAUCGGCGUCGUCGUCGCCGCCGCUGCCGGCGCGCAAACCGCUCGGCGCCCUCCUCAAGAGCGCCAUCGGCGCCGGCGGCCCCGACUCGGGCCUCUCGCCGUCGUCGACGCCGAGCAGCGACUACAGCGUCGACGCGCUCGUCGGUCGGGUCAAGCUCUUGUUGGCCGAGGACCAGAAGCUCGUGCAGAAGCUCGUCGCGCUCGAGAACGAGAAGGGCGACGCGCAGUCGAAACGGAUCGCCGAGCUCGAGGAGCGCCUGGACGUGUCGGCCACUCAGGAGGUGACGAUGCUCGAGCGGCUCAACGACCUCACCGAGUCGCUCGAGCAGACCCGAGCCGAGAAGCGCAAGCUCGAGGCCGACAAGGCGCAGCUUCUCGAUCAGCUCUCGGUCGCCCAGCAGCAGCAGCGCUCGCCGACGCCAGCACCCGCCGCCGCUCCCGCCGCACCGACCUCGAGCAGCAGCAACAUGGACGACGUCGAGGACCUGCGCGGCCAGAUUGCCGACCUCGAGGAGGAGCUGGCCGAUGCGCAGCGGCGCGAGCAGAAGACGCGCGCCUCUUUGCUCGAGGAGCUCAACAGCGCGCAGAGCGAGCUGUCGGCGACCAGGACGAAGCUGCGCCAGGCCGAGCGCCGGCUCGGGACCAAGUGAGCGCUGGGCGCUCUCGAGAUUGUAGCUCGUCUGCUGCAACCUCCUCUCACGAU